UCAACUUCAUAAGAGAACUGUUUCUCUCAUCUCUCUCUUGUGUUUUUUUUUUCUAAGCUCUUUCUCUCUCUUUCUCUCAUGUGAGAAAGCCAUGGAUGUUAGAGAGAGAUAGAGCUCACAAUGCUUUUAAAUCUCUUUAUUUUUCAAUUUCUUAUCCUUUGAUUUGUCUUCUUUUUUUCAUUACAAUUUUAUUUUGCUUAUUUUCAUUUUCAAAAGAAAAAAAAUCAAAAUUUUCUUCACCAUGAGUUCACUAAACUUGAACAAUGAUGGUAAUGGUUUAUCUUUGGACUUGAAUGUUCCUUUUUUAUCCCAAGUUCCUUCUUCAUCUUCUGCUCCCAUUUUGGGUCAUGAAGUGUCUGAAAAGUCUGAAAUACCCUUUGAGAGUUUCAACCCUUUGAUGAUCCAUCCUAAUGGGAAUGAGAACAUGGUUCCAAACAAUGAAGGGUAUUUUGGGAAUGGUCAAAAAAACAUGUUUUUGAAUAAUGAUGAGGCUGAAAAAGAAGCUAAAAGUAUGUUUUAUGAAACACAGAAAUUUAUGAACUCUAAUCUUUUUAUUAGAGGCCAUUGGAGACCAAAUGAAGAUGCUAAGCUUAAAGCACUAGUUGCUGAGCAUGGUCCUCAAAAUUGGAACACAAUUGCUGAACAUCUACAUGGUAGAUCAGGGAAAAGCUGCAGAUUAAGGUGGUUUAAUCAGCUAGAUCCUAAAAUUAAUAGGGAAGCUUUUAGCAAGGAAGAAGAGUAUAAGCUUUUGCAAGCACAUAAAAUUUAUGGCAACAAAUGGGCAGCCAUUUGUAAACUCUUUCCUGGAAGGACAGACAAUGCUGUGAAGAAUCAUUGGCAUGUUAUUAUGGCUAGGAGGCAAAGGGAGCAAUCAUCUAGAAAGAAAAGGCCAACAUUUCAAAAUGCUUCAAAUGGAUCACUCACAAGUACCAUUGAUGAGUCUAACUCAACUUUCCCCCAUUUCAAUUUUGCUACUAGGCCUUUUCUCAAUUACCAAGCCUAUGGAUCACAAAUGGGUUUAGUUGGAGCAAGAAACCAAGAAGCAAGGUAUUUUGGUUUUGACAAGAUUCUCAGUGCUAUGAAAGGUUCAUCUAUAGGUCCCAUGGAAAAGCUGAAGAACGUGGUGGAUCAAUCCAAUUAUUCAGAUUCAAAGUCAGAAAUUUCAGUAUCUGAGUCAGUUGCAACAAACAGGAACAAUGAAACAAUUUUGGGAGACAAGAUUAAGAAGCCAUUUAUUGAUUUUCUUGGAGUAGGUUAUACAUAGGGAAAUUUUGUUGAUGAAAUAAUCUUAAGCUGAAAGAGAGAAAAGGGUAUUAUAGGAAUUUGAAGAGGAAAAAGUGUAAUGUAAUAGUGGUAAGAAACAUUGAUGCUGAUGUAGGAUCUAUCUGUACACUAACAAUAGUGAACAGUUAGUUCCAUAAAAAGCUAAAUGUGUUUGGUUUUUUUGAGACAAAAGUUUAAGUGUUUGAAUAAAUUUGGUGAAAAUGAUACCAAAUACAAAUAAAUUUAAUAAAGUGAUUUAUAUUUUAAUA
This is a messenger RNA of Lathyrus oleraceus (garden pea), 1532 nucleotides long. RefSeq names its product transcription factor MYB54. The coding region runs from base 242 to 1264 and encodes 340 amino acids. Lineage: Eukaryota; Viridiplantae; Streptophyta; Magnoliopsida; Fabales; Fabaceae. The record is from RefSeq and is a predicted model, not a curated record. The transcript has 3 exons. Gene Ontology annotation, molecular function: RNA polymerase II cis-regulatory region sequence-specific DNA binding; DNA-binding transcription factor activity, RNA polymerase II-specific. Gene Ontology annotation, cellular component: nucleus. Gene Ontology annotation, biological process: regulation of DNA-templated transcription.